Messenger RNA from Colletotrichum siamense, 1302 nucleotides. RefSeq names its product rRNA-processing protein EBP2 (gene EBP2). Gene Ontology annotation, biological process: rRNA processing; ribosomal large subunit biogenesis. Gene Ontology annotation, cellular component: preribosome, large subunit precursor; nuclear periphery; nucleolus. NCBI's taxonomy places the organism in Eukaryota, Fungi, Ascomycota, Sordariomycetes, Glomerellales, Glomerellaceae. The coding region runs from base 1 to 1302 and encodes 433 amino acids. The transcript is spliced from 3 exons. The record is from RefSeq and is a predicted model, not a curated record.
AUGGUCACGAAAUCAAAGCUCAAGCUUGCCCUUGCGGCCGACAAGGGGGUCGAUUUCCAAAAGAAGAAGCUGGAUCGCAAGAUUAAGGCGAAGCACCGCGAGGCCGAGAAGGAGAAAGCCAAGAAGGCUGAGCUCAACGGCGAGGAGGCUGAAGACGGUUCCGACGAGGAGAUGGAGGACGAGGAGGCCGAAGACGACGCAAUCUCUAUCGAGGGUGGGAUCGCGCUGAACGCCGAGUUUGAGGACGCCGACUCAGACGAGGAGGAAGACGAGGAAGAGGACAUAUUGGAUAUUGAAGCGCUGGACGACACAGACAGCGAAUCCGACUCCGAGGUCGAGAUGGAGAAGGCUGAACGCCCUGCAAAGAAGACUAAGACCAACAAGAAGACGCCAACAGAGGUUGAAGAGAAGGACGAGGACGAAGAAGAUGAAGAAGACGAGGAGGAUCCGGAGGAGGACGACGUGCCUCUCUCCGAUAUCGAAGGCGACGAUGAAGACCUCGAGGACAUCGUUCCCCACACCAAGCUGACCAUCAACAAUAAGGCCGCUCUUCUUGCCUCCCUCAACCGCAUUCGCAUCGACACCUCGGCCGCCGCACCUUUCGCAACCCACCAGUCCAUAACAUCGUCCAAGUCUACCGCCGAGUCCGUCCCGGACGUUCAGGACGACCUGCAGCGCGAACUCGCCAUGCUUUCCCAAGCCCUCGAGGCCGCGCGCAAGGGUCGCACUCUUCUCCUCAAAGAGGGCGUUCCAUUCUCGCGCCCGAGUGACUACUUUGCCGAGAUGGCGAAGGACGAUGGCCAGAUGCAGAAGAUCAAGGACAAGCUUAUCGAGGAAGCUAGCAACAAGAAGGCUGCCGCCGAGGCCAGGAAGCUCAGGGAUCUGAAAAAGUUCGGCAAGCAGGUGCAAGUUGCCAAGUUGCAGGAGCGUCAAAAAGCUAAGAAGGACACGCUUGAGAAGAUCAAGACUCUUAAGAGGAAACGUCAGGAAGGCGGUGGCAACCAAGAUACCCACGAGGGCGAUCUCUUCGACGUGGCUGUCGACAAUGAACUCAAGGGCCACCGAAACUCGAAGACGAGCGGACCCCGUGGUAGCGGAAGCGGCGUCAAUGCCAAGCGGCAAAAGAAGAACGACAAGUAUGGCUUUGGUGGCAAGAAGCGCCACUCUAAGUCAGGGGAUGCCAUGAGCUCUGGCGACCUCAGCGGGUUUAAUGCCAAGCGUAUGAAGGGCGGAGUUGCCAAGGGCAGGGUCACCAAGACGCGGCCUGGAAAGAACAGGAGAAAGUCCAUGUCCAAUAAGUAG